Messenger RNA from Penicillium atrosanguineum, 1434 nucleotides. RefSeq lists its product as uncharacterized. Lineage: Eukaryota; Fungi; Ascomycota; Eurotiomycetes; Eurotiales; Aspergillaceae. The transcript is spliced from 4 exons. The coding region runs from base 1 to 1434 and encodes 477 amino acids. The record is from RefSeq and is a predicted model, not a curated record.
AUGGCUUCCCUAGGCCAGGUAACUAGUACCCAGGUCGUAUUAAAGAUGUGGAGAUGUAAGAUCGCGAAAAGUGGAUCCGGGCCCGGCGAUCGCAAACCUCUCAAACUUCCCCUCUGCGACAUCCUCGUGUGCCAGCUCCUCACGCAUCGAGCCUUUAAGAUGAACAGCCCGCUUGGAAUACAGACACCUGAGCACAGCUCAAACCCACGCUAUCUCUUCAGGCAACCGCGCGCGCUGCAGUGGUUUCACAACGGGCGGCUGGUCAAGCGUCAUGACUGCGAAAGAGCCGCGGGCCGAUUCGAACUCUUUCUGGAUCUGCUAUACGUCGCGAUCCUUUCGAACUUUGCCGAUACACUCGUGGAGGACAUUUCGGGCGCAAAGCUCGUCAAAUACAUUCUCAUCCUCGCACCGUCAUGGCACGUCUGGAGCGAUCUUCGCGAGAUAAUGAACUCCUUCUACAACGAUGACUUGUUACAGCGAGUCCUCAUCCUUUGGGUAAUGGCCAUACUGGUUAUCUACGGAAACAACGCGCCACUGGUGGACGAAGAGAUAGGUGCUAUGCGCGCGACCGUUGGCGCGUACAUGGUCGCACGGAUAAGCUGCAACCUCGCGCAUCUGCUGUACUCCUUCUCGAGCUACCACCACCGACGCCAGCAGCGCUUAUGGGUCGUUCUAUCAACCCUAUUCAUCUGCUUGUACAUUCCCCUCUAUUUCGAAUCGGUUUCUACACGGGCUAAGAUUGCUGUUGCUGCUAUUGCCAUCUGCGUUGAGGAGGCGACCUGGAUAUUCUGCUAUUGCCCCGCUGCCAAGAAACUGCUUCAUGCUACAUACACCACUGCUGUCGACAUCAACCAUGAAAUUGAUCGGUACGCGGCGUUCUAUAUCAUCGUGCUGGGCGAGUUUCUUUACCUCAUUGUUGUUGGAUCGCAUGCUGCUAUUGGUUUGAACGAGCGCACGAUCCGUGCCAUCUGGACGCUAGUCAUCGCGUUCUGUCUGAACUGGAUAUACGUGCACGCCGACGGCUCCGUCACGCAUGAACACCCACUGCGACAUAGUAUAUAUACUGCCUUUUUGUUCGCGCUGAUUCAUCUUCCGCUCGUGGCUAGUCUCCUGGCUGGUGGACACGUCGCAGCUGCCUCUGUGGCUGAAAAGGACUUUGAGGAUGCCGAGCGGUGGCUUCUCUGUGGAGGCCUUGGCACGGGCAUGAUUUGUCUAUACGGAUUUGCGCUCCUCCAUGGCACCAAGGAUGAUCGUGGAACUUUGAUCAUGGACAAGCAUCUUCGUUUGAUCAUGCGGCCCAUUACAGGGAUUAUCACGAUUUUGAUCCCUUUGGCCCAUCACCUGAAUGCCACCGAAGUGCUCUCUAUUAUCAUGGCACUUUUUGUGUUCUGCUUGUUAGUACCCGGAGCGAGUGAUCAACAAAGGGGACUCUGA